Homo sapiens (human) is the source of this 2779-nucleotide messenger RNA. RefSeq names its product MyoD family inhibitor (gene MDFI). The record is from RefSeq and is a predicted model, not a curated record. Gene Ontology annotation, biological process: regulation of gene expression. NCBI's taxonomy places the organism in Eukaryota, Metazoa, Chordata, Mammalia, Primates, Hominidae. The transcript has 5 exons. Gene Ontology annotation, cellular component: nucleus; cytoplasm. The coding region runs from base 1370 to 2110 and encodes 246 amino acids.
AGUUGGCUCAGCUCUCCAGAGCUCCCGGACAGCAGCCGGAUCCCGGCCGGCUCCUGGGGCACUAGGACAGACCCCCGCGGCUAGCAGCCCGGCCUGGGGGGCGGAACACUCUCUUCUUGUCCCGCCCCACCUUCCUCCGGGCCGCAACCACCCCAGCCCAUCGCUGGGACGUGGCCGCGGGUGCCGAGAGCGCUGCCGGCGCCGUGGGGGCCAUCCCGGUCCUGGCCCCGACGGCGCCCCAGGACCUGCGAUAGCCGUAAGUAGCGACUAUGGGGGCUAGGAGAGUCCAAGAAGUGGGGAGCUGGGACGCCCGGCCUCCUGCGUCCCAGCUCUCCACUUCCAGACCCGGCUGGACUCGGGACUAGAAAAGGUGGCCUGGUGCCGCCGCUGCCUUCCAGUGUGCUCACUGGCCCUCGUGGCGGGGAGCCCAGACGCGGCUCCUAGGCGGCCCUAGACAAGUACGGCCGAGACGCUGUCACCCCAGGGGGCUGCCCCACCUGAGCAUCAUCCCACGGGCCCGCCCAGCCCCACCUGGAGAGCCGCAGGCUCCAAAGUCUUCCCCAUUCUCGGGGACCAGGUUCCGGGGUCGCGCUGAGGGCCCCUGAACCCUCUUGGACUGCCUGGCAGCGGCUUCUUCCUACCACCACGGCUCACCAUCCAGACGCGCCGCCCGGCUGGCCCCACCGGGAGAGGCUCCCUCCCUCCCCUUUCUCCCCGAACCCUCAUCUUAGAAGCCCUCGGAUUCAGUCUGGAUCCCAAAGAAGGGCUGAAUUCGGAGGACCUCUCUUUGCCCCCAAAGUCGGUUUUCUGACACACAUUCCCACGCACAGCUGGUAGGGGCAGGAGGGUCGAGGAUGCUCUGGGCUGCUGCGGCACAGGGCAGGCUGGUUGGUCACUAACCGGAUUUCCCGGACAGACAACUCUGGCGCUGUGGGCGGGUGGCCUGGGAGCCCAGAUCCCUGUCCCUGGCUUAGGACCCCGGGAGGAGACCGAGGGGGUGGGUAAAACGUGACUGAGAAACUUGAUCGCGCCCAUCUUUGGGGCAAAGAGAUUUGGAGGCCGCAAUUAUUCAGACAGUUCCACGAAGUGGUUGAGGUUUCUCUCUUUCUCCUGAUUUUCCAGAAACUUUUGCAGAGUUUGGACAGGCAAAGGAAAACGUGCAGCCCGCGGAUCUCCGGGCCUCAGAGAGCAGGGAGUCGGGGAGACUGAGGCCCCGCUCCGAGAGCGCGGAGGAAGCGCGCCCAGCCGGCUUCCUGUGGGGGCUCGGGCCUCGGGCGCCCCGCGGACAGACGUGUCCGGCUCCUGGCUGGGCCAAGCCCGGCGCGGGGGAGGGGACCCGCAGAGGGGCGACUGAGAAGGUCCGGGGCCGAUGUACCAGGUGAGCGGCCAGCGCCCCUCUGGCUGCGACGCGCCCUAUGGAGCCCCCAGCGCAGCCCCGGGCCCAGCCCAGACCCUAUCCCUCCUUCCUGGGCUGGAGGUAGUAACAGGAUCCACUCACCCUGCGGAGGCAGCACCAGAGGAGGGCUCCCUGGAGGAGGCGGCAACCCCCAUGCCCCAAGGCAAUGGCCCUGGCAUCCCCCAGGGCCUGGACAGCACUGACCUCGACGUCCCCACAGAAGCUGUGACAUGCCAGCCUCAGGGGAACCCCUUGGGCUGCACCCCACUUCUGCCGAAUGACUCUGGCCACCCCUCAGAGCUGGGCGGCACCAGACGGGCGGGGAAUGGUGCCCUGGGUGGCCCCAAGGCCCACCGGAAGUUGCAGACACACCCAUCUCUCGCCAGCCAGGGCAGCAAGAAGAGUAAGAGCAGCAGCAAAUCCACCACCUCCCAGAUCCCCCUCCAGGCACAGGAAGACUGCUGUGUCCACUGCAUCCUGUCCUGCCUGUUCUGCGAGUUCCUGACGCUGUGCAACAUCGUCCUGGACUGCGCCACCUGUGGCUCCUGCAGCUCGGAGGACUCGUGCCUCUGCUGCUGCUGCUGUGGCUCUGGCGAGUGUGCCGACUGCGACCUGCCCUGCGACCUGGACUGCGGCAUCCUGGAUGCCUGCUGCGAGUCCGCGGACUGCCUGGAGAUCUGCAUGGAGUGCUGUGGGCUCUGCUUCUCCUCCUGAGCCUCUGUCGGGGGCUAAGCCAGCCUGGCGCCCCUGCAGAUUCCAGCAGGGUCCCUCUGAGUGGGGCCAGGCCCAGGACUGUCACACAAGGCUUGAGAAGCCCCCUCUCCCUGGUCCUCUCCUACCCACCCAUGUCCUCUCAGAACCCCAGCCUUGAAAAUAGUGGGGGGCACUCAGAGGGGCCACCUCCUCAGCCGUGGGUGGUGGGCCCAUGGCAGAGAAGCCUGAACUCUUUACUGGGUUACCAGGUUCAUACAUUGCUGAGGACCUGACAGGACAACCUAGGGGCAGGGCUGGGGUGGGGACCGCAGGGGGCAGCCAGGGCUGGGGAACACUGUGAAAGUUACUUGGGGAGGGUGGGCCGGUGGGGCCGUAGCUCUCUACCUCUCCCUGCUCCUGGUGCCUGCCUCUCUCCUCCACCCCAGGCUUAGAGGACAGAAAAAUGUGAAGAGACGCCCCACCCACCCUCAGCCAGCCCUCUCCAGUCUCCUUUCCUAGGCUUUUUUGGGGGCCUAACCCACGCAGUGACCCCAGAGGGCAGGGCUAGGCGAGAGCCUGGGGUGGGGCGGGAGGGGGAACAGUAUGGAAAAGACUGGAAGGGGAAAGGAAGGGAAGGGAGGGAGGGUCUGUUCUAUCUGUUGCUGUAAAUAAAGAUAUUUGUCCAUCUCA